UGGGCUCUCCUCCUCCAAAUCAUACCCCCGCCGGAGUUUGAGGUUGCUGCGCGGCCUGCGAUUCCCAAUCCCGGCGAGCGUGGCCGAGGAGAGAUGCCGCCCCGGACGUCGGACCACCUCGAGGCGCUCUCCUUGCAGAUCGAGCGCAAGCUCCACAAGGCUCUCACCUCCAACUCACAGCGUCUCCAGCUGCUGCAGCAGCUGUUCGCCGAUAUCGCGUUGAAGGUGGAUGACCGCGCUCGAGAUGCGAUUUUAAGCAGGAGUGAUGAGGGCAUUCCUCCGGUAGAUGAACGAGAAGAUAGUUACUUGUGCUUCUAUGAGAUUCUUGCAAAUCACUAUGUAAGAGUACCUGAAAGCGGAAGGCGUAUACUUGAGUUAAUAGUGCAACUCUGGAGCCAAUCCUUUGCAGCCAACAUAUUUGCACUUCUUUUCCACAGAUGGUUGUUUGAAGUCCCUCUUGAUGGAAGGGAAGUAUCACUAAGAUACAGCUCUGCUCUUGUCCAAGGAGCUACCAACGUUUUUUGGAUUGACAUUCAAACCAAUACAAGACACUUUCUCCCAUUGUAUCAUUAUCUCCUUGAAGAAGUCGCUUUAGUCCCUGAUCAACUGAGUAAGAUAUCUUUGCAGGCUGGUAGAAAUCUGUUCUGCCUCCUCUCCAGAUUCAUGCUGUUCUAUGAUCAGGAUCACUUGCUUGCAAGUUUUCUUGAACAUUUCCCUGUUUUUCCAAACUCUUUCUUGGUUGGUGGACCUGCAGAUUACUUUGUUAUCGAACUCACUGAUCAGCUCCAGAAGCUAAAAGUGGAGCCUGUACUGCUGCACUAUCUUUCUCGAAUGACCAUCCUUCAAGGCUGGGAAUUGAGGAUGAGUACAAGCACCAGACUAAAGUCAUGCCUUUACAGCUUCACGUCUCCGGGAGGCCCUGCGUACCCAACAAGAGCGGUGCGGCAUGCAGCCUGGAAUACGUUGGAUUUUCUUUUUCCUGUGGGUCGCUAUCCGAGGCACGUGAUAAGCCUGUUCUUUCGGCUACUCUACCCGUGGUACUGGCCUUCCUCUUGCUGGAACUUCGUCAUGACUUGUGUCAUGACCGUCUACUACUACAUCCUGAAUCUGCUCCUCUCAAUCUGGGACAACAUGAGGAGGCCCAGCCAUCAAAGGAUGCACAGAGAAUGAAGAAAUGGCGCGUUAGUCACAGCUAGCGGCUUGUGUUGUUGUUGUUGAUAAUGUUCCUUUUUGUUUCAGUUUUUGGUAGGUUAGCGGCUCAUGUGUUUGUUUUGGUGAAAUUUGCGCUACAAAUUCAUCUGUUUGUUCUGUUUACAUGGAUGGAGAGAUGUGACAUAGGCAUGUGUACAAUGCAAAAGAGAAAGGAAAGAAAGGUAAGCGUGUGCAUUUUUGGGGGGCUGGACUGACAACUUCACGUGAUUAUUGUAAGCUGAAUUCUGCAAGUAUAUAUGUGUUAUUUACUUGCAGGAAUGUCAUUGAUUUAGCA
Brachypodium distachyon (stiff brome) is the source of this 1486-nucleotide messenger RNA. RefSeq lists its product as uncharacterized. Bases 94 to 1170 code for a protein of 358 amino acids. Lineage: Eukaryota; Viridiplantae; Streptophyta; Magnoliopsida; Poales; Poaceae. The record is from RefSeq and is a predicted model, not a curated record. The transcript has 11 exons.